AUGAGGUUAUCUCUUCUACAACAACAACCAACCAACCAACUAACUAACCACCUAGCAAUGAAGAUAAAAACCAUUAGUAGAUCAUCAGAUACAUAUGUUCCAGUUAAGAACACUCAAGAAUCAGCUCUUCCACGUAACUUAAACCCAGCAUUACAUCCAUUUGAACGUGCAAGAGAAUAUACUAGAGCAUUACAAGCAACUAAACUUGAACGUAUAUUUGCUCAACCAUUUGUUGGUCAAUUAGGUGAUGGACAUCGUGAUGGAGUUUAUGGAUUAUCUAAGAAUUAUAAUACUACUAAUCAAGUAGCAAGUAGUUCAGGUGAUGGUAUAAUCAAAUAUUGGAAUUUAACUGAUCGUUUAGAAACCGCUAGUUUUAAAGCCCAUUAUGGUAUGAUUAGUGGGAUUUGUAUACAUAAUAAUCAAAUGUUUAGUUGUGGUGAUGAUAAAACCGUUAAAGUUUGGUCAGUGAACACCGAUGAUUUUGACCACAAGAUCAACGAUGAUGAAGUUUACACUAAUAAAGGAUCUCGAACAACUGGUGGUAGUAGUAAGACAAGUGGUGGGUUGAUUAAAACAUUUAUUGGUGAACAUUCAUUCAAAGGUAUUGAUCAUCAUCGUGAGGAUGAUUUAUUUGUCACUGGUGGUGCAGCAAUCCAAUUAUGGGAUAUUAACCGUUCUAAAUAUAUCUCCAAUUUAAGUUGGGGAUGUGAUAAUAUCAAUACUGUUAAAUUCAAUCAAAGUGAAACUAAUAUAAUAGCAAGUACAGGUUCGGAUAAUUCCAUUGUAUUAUAUGAUAUCAGAACAAACACACCAGUUCAUAAAGCCGUGACAAGUUUAAGAAACAAUGCCUUGUGUUUCAACCCUAUGGAACCUUUCAACUUUGCAUCUGCUUGUGAUGAUACUAAUGCAUAUAGUUGGGAUAUGAGAAAGAUGGAAAAACCAAAGAAAACAUACAAGGGGCAUGUUGCACCGGUUAUGUCAGUGGAUUAUUCCCCAACAGGUCAAGAAUUAGUCACAGGAAGUUGGGAUAAAACUAUUAGAAUUUUCCCGGCAUUGAAUGGAAGAUCUCGUGAUGUUUAUCAUACCAAGAGAAUGCAAAGAGUAUCAGCUGUGAUGUUUACAACUGAUAGUAAGUACAUAUUGUCUGGUUCCGAAGAUACAAGUAUACGUGUGUGGAGAGCUAGAUCAGAUCAAAGAAGUGCAGUUAAAUCAGCUAGAGAAAGAGCUAAGUUGGAAUAUGAUGAUAAAUUGAAAGAAAGAUAUCAAUACAUGCCUGAAAUUAGAAGAAUUGCUAAUCAUAGACAUUUACCUAAAGUGGUUAAGAAAGCUGAAGAAAUUAGAAGAAAUAGUUCAAAGAAGUAG
Messenger RNA from Candida tropicalis MYA-3404, 1362 nucleotides. Its product is annotated as WD repeat DCAF13/WDSOF1 family protein. Gene Ontology annotation, molecular function: protein binding. Gene Ontology annotation, biological process: maturation of SSU-rRNA from tricistronic rRNA transcript (SSU-rRNA, 5.8S rRNA, LSU-rRNA). Lineage: Eukaryota; Fungi; Ascomycota; Pichiomycetes; Serinales; Debaryomycetaceae. The coding region runs from base 1 to 1362 and encodes 453 amino acids. The record is from RefSeq and is a predicted model, not a curated record. The transcript has a single exon. Gene Ontology annotation, cellular component: nucleolus; small-subunit processome.